ACUGACCAUUUCGAAAUCAGCACAGCACAACACAACACAACUUUCUCUCUGCACAUUUCAUUGGAAUAUAAUUGUUUCACUGUCAAGAAGAGAAAAGCAUCUGCGAUCACUUUAUUACAAGGUUGUGACUUUUUGGUGGAGUUCAUCAUCUGGCAUCAUGGCAGCGUUAACAAGUGGAGAGCAGCUAGUCAAAUAUCUCUUAUUCGCCUUUAAUUUUGUUAUUUGGCUUGCAGGUACAGGAGUCCUGGCUAUUGGACUCUGGCUGCGUUUUGACAAGAAGACCGAAAGCCUGUUUCAAGUGGAAAACUCCCCUUCCACAUUCCUCACUGGUGUUUACAUCCUCAUUGUGGCUGGAGCCCUCAUGAUGGUGGUUGGGUUCCUUGGGUGCUGUGGAGCCAUCAGAGAGUCCCAGUGUAUGCUGGGAUUGUUCUUUAUUUUCCUGCUCGUCAUCUUUGCAGCAGAAGUGGCUGCAGGUAUUUGGGGGCUGUCCAACAAAAGCAAGAUUGUAGAAGAGGUAAAGCAAUUUUACAGUGAGACCUUUGCUAAUUACCAAAAUACAAAGCAGCCAGCACUGAAGGAAACUUUGAAAGCCAUUCAGUAUAGUCUUCAGUGCUGCGGUCCAUCUGGAACAGUGUUUGAUGGUGCCUCAGACACCUGCCCAAAGAAGGAGGGUUUGGAUGUCCUAAUCACUACGAGCUGCCCAGCUGCAAUACAGGACCUGUUUGAUUCGAAGAUGCACAUUAUUGGAGGUGUGGGCAUUGGCAUUGGUUUGAUCAUGAUCUUUGGCAUGCUCUUCAGCAUGUUGCUGUGCUGUGCCGUCAGACGAACACGAGAUGUUGUGUAGAGAAGCUUGCACACUACCUUUGUGGCCUUUAAAUGUAGGUCAUGUGUUCACUGCCACUGCACAUUGCUUCAUCAUUGCUUAUUAUAUUAUAGUUUCUAAUGCUAUUGCAUAUCCAGGUGAAAAUAUCACUGGAGACCUCUCUUCAUACCCCUGAGUUUUAUCAUGACCAAAUUGUCUGGUUUGAUUGUAAUAUAUUUUAAAAUCCUUUUUUUUUUUGCUUAUUGUGUGUACAUGUUCAUUUUAUUUUCAAUAUAGUAACAUUUAUUUAGAAAAGGAUUGAUUUAUUAUUACUUUUUAUAACCAUAUUUUCCCCAUGUAUCUAUACUGGAGUGUUAACUCUUUGAAAAACUAAAUAAAUUUCUCUAACACAAACAUUUGUAUUUAA
Messenger RNA from Hemibagrus wyckioides, 1229 nucleotides. It is a transcript of the gene cd9b, whose product is annotated as CD9 molecule b. The transcript is spliced from 8 exons. Bases 158 to 844 code for a protein of 228 amino acids. NCBI's taxonomy places the organism in Eukaryota, Metazoa, Chordata, Actinopteri, Siluriformes, Bagridae. The record is from RefSeq and is a predicted model, not a curated record. Gene Ontology annotation, cellular component: membrane.